This is a messenger RNA of Paramuricea clavata, 6593 nucleotides long. The record is from the annotation of a GenBank genome assembly. Lineage: Eukaryota; Metazoa; Cnidaria; Anthozoa; Malacalcyonacea; Plexauridae.
CCCAAAAUGGCUUCCGAAGCGAUACCACCACCACCACCACCACCACCACCGCUGUUAAACAACGAUAAUACCAAUACAAGCACUCUUCCAAAUGGUCCUUCAACUAGCCAGGUACAAUCUUCAGAUAAUGGAGGGCAAACAACGUCUACAGACGGAACAAAAUCGUGGGAGAGAGCUUGGUCAGUCGAUGAAAUGCGGAAAGGAGCUACGAACUGGUCGCUUGCGUCAGAUGCUGGGGUAACUAUUUUCAUUAUUAGAAUUUGUAGAAAAGUAUUUUAUUCCUAGGGCUAUAAGGCUUUUGAUUUGCGCAUUAAUGUAGUUUAUUGCACAUGUUAUAAUAUUCUUAAAAAUAAUAUUUAUGAAUCCAAAAUGCCUUCUGUGAACGACACUGUCACACUGACUCUGAUACAGAGUUUGAAAGAGACCAGUAGUUCCAAAAGAAGGUAUUUACCAGGCCGAAAGUAGUUGUUCUAAUUGUGUUGUGUAGAGAUGUAGUAAACAUGACAACUUUUAAUAGCAUGCAGUAUUUGUUAUGGAUGUGGUUUUUAGUUGUUUUUGGUAGUUCGAUGAUUUAUAUCAAUUCAACACUGUAUCAGCACAGUAUCAGAUUGCACAAUCAGUGGCCUUCAGAAUGUAUUCAUCAAUAUGACACAGAUCAUCCAUUUUAGUGUGAACAGGAGAUGGGCCAUUCAGAUGAAGUUGCUAGAAAAGCAAAAAAGUAAUACAAAUAAAAAAUUACUGCUACUUGCCUAUGACAACCAGAAUAUAGAAGCCUAACUGGAAAGUUUGGAAAUUGCGCGGGGGAGAUUUCGAAAAUUUAAUAGUAAAUAUAUAGAAAGCAUCAAAAGUGCACGGGGGAUUUCUCCUCCGCGCGAUACAAACUUUCCACACUGGUAUAGAAGCUGUAUGCCGGACAUAUCCAGCAUACAGGUGUGCAUUUUCGCAUGCAAUAAGCAUUAUUUGGUGUGCAAAUUUAGCCAUGAAUUUUCAUAUUUUGGAAUACAGUUUUCCUUACUAAAGAAGUAAAAAUACAACAAUUGAUUGAUGUUAUUGACCUGGACUGAUUGGUCAUUCCAAAAAAAUAUCCAUACCUCCCCCACAGAGGAAAUUGGAAAUUAACCCUCCUAGCCACUUUGGAUAUUUUAAAUAAUACUACUAAAUCUGAAUGCUACACAAAUCUCACCACUUCAAAACCUACAGGAUUGAGCAGUUAGAAUAAUCAAAUCAAGCAAAUCUGCACAUCUCCCUAUAACAUUAGAGUAAUUGACAGUUACCAUAUUUACUCGAUUGAGCGCCUCCCCCGAUUGAGCGCCGCUCCCGAAUAAGCGCCGCAUUUGAGAUCAAAUUUUUUUAAAGAGCGCCGCACCCGAAUGAGCGCAGCACUGAAAAGUAUAAAAACUUUCCGCCGUCAAAAUGGGGACAUUUAGUGACAAAAAUCUUUUAAAACUUGUUUGUUUUAUUGUUAAAAGUUCUUGUUAUAACCCACAAAUAAAAGUUUUUUUAAAGAGCACCGCCUCUGAUUGAGCGCCGCCCCCAAAUGAGCGCCGCAUCUGAAGCUCUAAAAAUUUAAAGAGCGCUGUGGCGCUCAAACGAGUAAAUACGGUGUAUGUUAUUUAAAAGAGCAUAGGGGUGCACAGGAACUUGGUUCUGGCCGGAAACUAACUAAUAAAAAAACUAAUAAAAAAAGCAUGGCUGGAACCGGAACUCUGUCGUUUUCAGAGAGAUAGAUGUAAAUUUAGUGAUAGAGGACAUGCAGUGAUUUUCACUGAAUCGUUUUUAGCCUGUGUGAAUGUUUCUUAAUAAUAAUAAUAAUAAUAAUAAUAAUAAUAAUAAUUACUAUUAUCAGAAACAAACUUUUCUUCCCACCUCUUCCGAAUGGCAGAAAUUUCCUUUGUUGAGGGAGUGUGGAUCUUUUCUGGAACAACUCAUUGCAUGCAUGUCUCAGUUGGUGUAAUCAUGUUUAGUGAACUGUUUUCCUGAGCUGGUGUAUUACUGUCCAGUGCACAAAAAUGUAACUUUCCAGAUUGGUGUAAUGCACUGUCCAGUGACAGUGGUUGAUAUUUAUAUUUUCACCCAGGCAUACAGAAUUUGAAUAUUUACAUAAAAUUUUAUACAAACAUAUAAGAGGUACUGUAAGCAGACGGAUCAUCUGUCAAGUCAAAAUAUCUGGAAAGUUUGUCUAAAUGCAUACUUGCAUAUGCAAUGGUCUAUCUUUGUGUGUAAAUACUGAACCUUGUACAUGUAUAAGAGAACUCACAGCCAAUGGCUGGUUAGGUUAAUGACUGGCUAAAACAUUAAGUUUGGUGACUGAGUACUGACAAUGAGAGAAAGUCAUGUCAAACUCUGAGAGUAUGAGGUUUUUGGCAGAGGAAAAAGAUGGCAAAAUAUUUUGGAUUUCUAGUUGAUUGAUGAGAAUUUCAAAACGCAUUGAAACAUUGACUGCUGCUUGGAAAGUACAUGUAGUAAUCAUUUACUUGGCUACUGCAAGACAUAGUUUGCUACAGCUGCUAUUACAGUUUAAAUACUGUUUUAAAAAGUAGCCCAAAACUACUCGUUACUUCAAAAUUGUAAUUUGUUACAGUAGUGAACUACAGUACAACUACUUCGCUACUACCCACCCUUGCUAGUAAGAGAUUUACAGUAUUUAUGUAUUUAUUUAUUUAGCUUUGCUUCUUACAAAAAACCCAAACAAACUGACAAAACAAAACAAAAACAGCUAAUAAAAUAAAGAGGCUGGAACACCACCACAGCUUAAAUGCCAAUUACAGCGGGCUUGUCUGUCCCAUGAUCUCUCUUACUGUACAUGUAAUUGUAAUCCAGAGAACAGCAUCACUCAUCUAUCUUUGACCUUUUGACAAAAUCUGAAGAAAUAAAUGAUUUUUCACUUUAGCUGCUACUUUACAUGCAAGAAUUCUCUCAGAACAUGUUAUCACAAACACAUAGCAUGGAACAAAAAGUAGAUGGACUGGUCGAUGAAACCAAGGUACUGCUAUAUAGUUUUUUCAGGCAGGCAACAAACAUUUAUUACAGUAUACUGUAGAUUACUGGACAGGUAUAUUAUGAAUGGGAUGCAGGGUCUUAGCCAGGAUUUGCAACUUGGGUGUCCAAAUUUGAAUUUUGUUUAUGACACCCAAUUUUUGCCAUAUGGAACCAUUGCACCACUUCAUGCACCAGUAAUUCAAUGUGAUUAUUCCCGAAUGCUGGGAGUAAUCAGUUACUGCACUCGAGAAUCGCCCAAAAACUAUAAUAAUAUAUCCAAUUAUUCAGACUAUGUCACUACCACUACACUGACUACAGUAGUGUCAUGCGAUUCUGCUUGCUAAACACGUACCCUUUCUGCUUCUGCAUUUGCGACAUUUUAGUUUAGUUCACCAUGUUUAAUUAAAUGAAUAUGCCUCCUCUGUAUUACUCACCUGUUUUCCAGUAGGUCACCCUUAAUUGAGAAUUCCAGGUUCCCAUUUUACCCCAUUCACUCCCGUCUCUCCGUACUUACAGUAUUCAAUGAGUGAUCAUAUGUAUUUACGAACAUUUUCUAGGGAAUAUCUGCCAAAGUCCAUAACACCUUCAACAAUUUUCUGAUGUUGUCAAAUACACAGUUCAUUGAGAAUGUAAGAUUUGUUUAUGUUUUGUAGUUUUGUAUUUUAUUUAAUAUUUUAUUCUGACGCUGUGCACAGAGAGCAACGAAAAGUUUGUUAUCUCGAGCUCGCAUCCUGGUGUAUUUGACCUCCCAUCUUCGGGUUUCUACAGAGUAGGGUAUCAAGCUAUUGUUAGAAUUUGAACAGUGGUGUCAAGUAACGAAGUAAAUGUACUUCGUUACUGUACUUGAGUACUAUUUUUGAGAAGUGAGCAUGUAACAAAGUAAACUUUUUCUGGAGUACUUUUACUUGGAACGAAGUCAUUUUAAGAAGUAACGUUUUACUUCAAUUGUUAUUUUCAUUUUGUGGCGAAGUAUUUCGUUACUUUCUAACUUUUAUUUAAUUUUACGUGAUUUAUUCCUGAUUUAUUUUAGUUUUGGGAUAGGUAAUAGGACCUCUACAUGCGUCUGGGAUCUCUCGUUUGUGACUUACUUAUAAGCAUGAUUUAUUUAAUGGAUUUCUUAUACCUUCAACGGGGCCUGGAAAGUAGACCAUGCCGUGAAAUAUUGUAUAUUAGGUGCACGCAUAUAACGCUUGUGCUGUUUUGUAUCUUUUGUAUGUCAAUCCAUUGGAGAAGCCCCCCCCCCCUACAUGCUAUAGACAAUAGUACUUUUACUUUUUACUUCAAGUAUUUUUUAAGGAUACUUUGUACUUUUUACUUAUUAGUACAUUUUGCUUCCAGUACUCUUUACUCUUACUCAAGUCGUUUUAUUGUUAAUUACUUCUACUUUUACUUUUACUCGAGUACAAAUUCAAUGUAAUUUAGGCACUACUGAAUUUGAAUGCAAUACCACUAUGCUGAAGCCACGGGUGUGUAAAACAGAAUAAAAGUGGAUUUUAUGCAUGAUGAAGUUAUUUAAAACUCUAAUUUGGUUUGACAUUUUUUAUGCAGUUCUGUUCCUUCAUACGAUUAGAAGCUAUUUUAAAUUCCCAGGAGCAUAAAAUGUUUACUGCUUAAGAAGAGAAUCUUUUGUAUGUUACGUAACACGCUGUCAAAACUAAUGAAUAUAUACUUUUCCACUUGGUUAUGACCAUAUUCAAUUUUUAAUUUUCGAUACGUUUCUCAAGCGGCAAACAAACUUAAAAAGUAUGUUUAGUGCUUUAUCUGUAAAAUUAUGCUAAAAUGAAGAGGUUUUAGAUGAUACGCCAAAGAGAAAAUGAUGUCUGAAUUCAGUAAGUUUUGCUUAUAUGGCUGUAUAAAUAUAUGGCGCCGUGAAUUUUACGGCAUCAUUGAUAAUGGUAUUUAAAUAUUUAAAUUGACAAUAUUUAACUAUUAGUAUUAUUCUGUGUUUCUCAACCGCGAGAUACGUUUAAAAAGGUUGCUGACUAUGUAAACUACAAAGUAAAGCUAAAACAAAGUAAUUUUAAGAGGAACGCCAAAACGAUGUUAGCUUUUGAAAACUUUUCAUCGCAAAUACGUGACAUUCCUAAAAUUCCCUCUUAACAAUAAUAAUUCAGUGAUUUCUAAAGGCCUCGUUUUUUUAUACUUUACACCCUGAUGACCAACUCAGGAAACCGACAGUCGCAACAGCAGAAAACAAAAAUUACUUACAUGUUUGUAUGCAAGCCGAAGCAUAUAUUACUAAACUUUAUUUGCCUCUUAAAAAUACCUAUCUUUCUUUGCAAUUGAAACUGAACCUUUCAGUAACAAUCAAGGGCGGAUUUUCAUUUAUUUAAAAGGAGGGGUAGAAAAAUUUCUGGUGGGGUGCAAGCGGCACCACUCGGUGAGCUUCGGCAGGGUUAGGCGUUUAGGUUAAAGCCUUUCACACAAAAUAGGAGGGGUGAAGCGAAAUUUUGGUGGGGUUGAACACUUUAUUAGAGGGGGUUAGAGAGAUUCUAGGUGGGGUUUAACCCCCCCUAACCCCCCAGUAAAUCCGCCCAUGGUAACAAUAGUCGGUGAAUCCACAUAAAAUACCUCACACGACUUCGAACGUUUUAACGGUUGGCAUGGUUAUGAACCAUGGAAGUUAUGUUUGAACAACUAGGGCGUACUAGAAUGCUCAAGGGAAUACAAUUUGUAGUCGUCUUUCUCUUAGAGUAAAAAUUCUAUUGUUGAUGAUCUCUUGCCAAACUCGCUGUUAAUAUCUAUUAGUGCCUGCAAGAAAAAUUCAUCACUUCGAAAUGUGCCCGCAAUAAUGCAUCACAUUUUGGGGUUUUGCGAGCUACUGUAUAACUGUAAAUUUUGUUAAUAAAAGUGCCUGCACAAAAUAAAAAAGUCCGCAUUUUAACGAUGCCUGGCCGUUCUAUGCCCAUGGAGCUAUCGAGCAACGGGGCUUAGCGGAAUCGCAGGGCAGAUUCCUGUCACAGAGAGAGGGCUUAAGGUCCAGACACACCGGAUGCGAUUCGACAACGCGACGCGAUUUUUUAGUUUUUGAAAGUUAAUAAAACAGUCAAUGAGAGCAAAUUUUGAAAGAUAUGUAGACCAAAUAACUCAAAAUGUUAUAGCGCUUCUAAAUAUUUGGAAAAUUUGAACUAGGAUCAAAGUUAUCGGUCAGUGAAAAUCGAAAAAUCGCGUCGCGUUGUCGAAUCGCGUCCGGUGUGUCUGGACCUUUAUAUUUGUAUUUUUCGCAACUGCUUCUGGGUAGAUGUAAUAAAUAAAAUUCGCACUCGAAAAUUCCAUCUAUACAAAAACGAUUGGCGGUGAAUCUUAUCUAAUUUAAGUACACGAAAUAUUGCGGAAGAUUUGCGUUAGUAAGAAGAUUUACAGUAGGACUCCCGUUGAUUUACGAUGAUUUUUGUCAAAAUAUUUUGAGAACCGAACAACAUACGAUGAAGCUGUAAAAAAUGGUUUCCACAUAAUUUUAAGAUAUAUUUCAAAUGAGACAAACUAAAUUUCAAUUGCCAUAUCCCUUUAAAAGGCUUAUCGUACUAGACUGUGUGUGUUGUAGAGAGUUUAUGAUGAAGAGGAAACUAAGGAUGAAGAAGAAAAACAUGAUGAAGCAGUUACUCAGGAAAAAG